Molecule: messenger RNA, 345 nt
Organism: Fusarium sp. VM40
Lineage: Eukaryota; Fungi; Ascomycota; Sordariomycetes; Hypocreales; Nectriaceae
Source: the annotation of a GenBank genome assembly
AUGGCCAACGUUCCUGCUCUCAAUGCCUACCGACACCUGAUGCGCGCGGCGCGAAUCGCCUUUCAAGGUGAUGCUCCUAUCUUGUCUGCGGCUCAACUCCAGAUCCGAAACGAGUUCCGUCAAAAAGCCUCGAUCGAUGCUUCCACUGCCCCUGCCGCGAUCAAGCACGCAGAAGAUGUAGCGAAGGUCCUCCGACAGAAUGUAAUCCAGGGACAAAAAAUAGAAGAUGACGACAACACCUACAAGCUGCGAAUACACGAAGAUAUUGAGCGAGGCGACAACGAGUCUAUCAAGACGGCUGGUCAAGGCAUGGCCCAGGGUGGCUGCUGCGGCGGCAAAAAAUAA